ACAAACGACAACAACAUUUACAUUAGCAUUUAGAGAAAUUUGGGAAGUAAAUGUAAACAAUAACGCAAAAAUGCAAAUAAAGCCAAUAAUUUCUUAUUCUGGGUCUUGUCCACUUUUUCGUUCUCUCGAGGCGCAGAUAUUGAAUGCCAUUCCAUUAGACACCUGUGAGUGGCGGCGAACAUUCCACCGUCCCACUAAACAUGUACGUUUGGAUGCACAAACACAGCAGUUCGACAUCAAGGCACUUGAGAAGUAUAAGCAAGGCGAAUGGAGCAUCCUGGAGCAUCCUAUACUUUAUAUCUUCGUAACAGAAUGCAAUUUUGAUAGCUAUAAAGCUACUAUAAGGGAAGAAAUCCAUGCUUGGUUGAAACUCCUGACCUCUUACGGAGUUUCGGAUUGGAUGAUUCUUUUGGUGGAAACUCUGGAUAUGCGCAAGACUAAAAACAUACUGCCACGUACAACAGUAUUGGACAAAAUACGGCUUGAUUUUUGUAGUAAAAACGAUGAUCGCUGUAUUUCUGUCCUCAGUCCCGCAAAAUUUGAGCAAAAGAGCACGGAGUCUUUUCGUUGUUUAUUGCAACGCAUCAGAUUUCUCAUGCUUACCAGCUACAAUCGUAAUAUAGCCCAAUACCAGGAACUCAUACGUAGCAAACGGGAAAAGCGUAAUCAUGAUGGUUGGGACUUUCGUCAGUAUUUCUUCAUGCAAGAGGAUUUGGCGCUAGUUUAUGAAAAGCUUGAGUUACCCACUGAAGCCCUCAUACAAUACGAUGAAUUGGAUGCCAUGUUCUCACAAUUCAUAACACACACUGGUUUUAGCGAUAAACAGAAAUGGUUAACAUACUUUCAGAUGCCUCUUCGAUCAUUCCAUGGUAUUUGCCUAUCUCGAGCCGACAAGUUUGAGGUCCGCAAUAAAAUAAGAGAAGAAGGAGGGAUUUCCAUAUUGGAGUUUCGCAAUUAUUUGUUUGAGCGACAGGCGCAUUUGCUCUAUCAAUGCAAUGAUAUACCCGAGAUAGCGAAACGUCUGUUAAAUUUUCUAUUCUCAACGCUGCGCGAAGUGGAGUUUAUUAAGCUGGACUGCCAGGAGGGUGCUUUAUGGUGCUGGGAGUUCGUGUGCGCCUUGGAAGUCUUACAGAUGUGUGAACUGGCCAUGGAUCCACGCAAUGAAGUUACCUGCUUUCAGCAUUGUGCGCCUAUAUGGAACUUGGCAAAGGACAAAUUAUACGCCCUUGGCAAACUAUGCGGUCUUUUGCCCGGUUGUAAGCCAACAUCGGAGCAACUGCACAUAGUCGUACAACUAUCAUCGGCUAUUGGAGACGUCCCAGCGGAUCAACAGCAACAGUUUUUAAAUGCUACGCCACAGCUUCGUGAACGUUCGCCGAAUCGCAAGCCAAAGAAAUCUGCUGCGGAACAACUUAAAGAGGCAUUGGGCUCAAAUGAGGCAUUUAAAAAACUGUACUUGGAACUGGCGGAGCUGGCCAUAAGCACCUACAAACAUGUGUCCCAAUUGCGAUUCGCCCGUUUAGCUGGCUUAGAUUUGGGAAACUUUUAUUGCGCUUUGAAUGAGCCACAUAAGGCAGUGGGUUUCUUUACGGAUCUGCUGCGUGAACUUAAAGCUGAAAACUGGCACUCUCUAAGCUCACAGACGCUUUUAGAGUUGGCUAAUUGCUAUCGUAAAAUGGGGGAUUCGCUUGCCUAUACCAAGAUAUGCAGUUCUAUAUCCUGCUGCGCCGAACUGGAGAUUCUGGUUCGCACAUUUUAUUUCGACGAAUUCCUUAAGUCCUUGAAAACUCUUAAAACCACUCUUUCGGCGCAGCCAUCGAUGGAGAAUGCCAAUUAUUGCGUGCUUGAGGAUCAUUUUCGGAUAUUGGACAUUGAGGUGUUAAAUAAGAAGCCCAUCAUACAAGAUGACUUUGUGAUGCUCCAGCUAAAGGUUGAAAGCUUAUACCCGCGUGAAAUUCUGGCUGAAAGCAUUAAAUUGUGCUAUGAGAUACAAACGGAGCCAGCACAAGCUUCACUGCAGGAUGUGCCCCUUUCCAAAACGACGUUAUUAGCAAAGUCGAGCUUGUCGUAUAUAAAUGCAUCCUUGCAGCUGAGCUACAAACAGGACAACACACUGGCUUCUGCGUCAGUAGCAUGUGAAACACCUAAGAAAAGUCAACCAGUUCGUCGCACAAAUAGCACCAAGCGCAAACUUUUGCCAAGCGUUCAAGCCGAUUUUACUAACUUCGUGCAAGCGGAGAAUGUAAUUUUGCAACCAGGACCUAAUACUAUUGAGCUAAAGGCGAAAGCCACUCGUGUGGGAAGAUGGCAGUUCGAACAGAUUUGCAUCAUAAUGUCUUCUUUGGAGUUCUUAUCGGAGCAAUUGCCCUAUACGCCAUCGUUUGAAAUUUGUACAAAGCCAGCUACUGCGGUACUCGAUUUUAAAACACUUGUUGCGGGCAUAAUUCAACCUAUUACUCUUAAGGUGGCGGGGGGUAGUUUUAUAUUUCCGCCCGAUGCCAAAAUAACACUAAAGUGUUCCAAAAAUCUACGUAUACGUAGUGCACUAGAUAAGAAAAAUCCAGAAUUUGACGACGACGCCACUUUUGGGACAUUGUUGCAGGUGCCACUCUUGGAAUUCAAGUCUUUCGAAGAGAGAAAUAUACCUUUGCAAGUGCUUACUGACAUGCCUGGUCGCAAAGGCACCAAACAUCAUGAGCAUUACAUAAGUCUCUGUUGUCCCUGGUCGAGGACUGAAUUGCAAAUACCUAUAGAAUUUAAGCCGGCUAUGGAGGCCUCGUGUCGCUUGCAUACAUGUGGCACACAAAAGUUUUUGCAAGUCAUCAUGAAGGGUCUGGAUGCAAAUCUUUUCCUACAAGACGCGAAGGUUAAGUGUGAUGUUCCAGGCGUACGACUGAUAGAUAUGAAUCCACCCUCACCGGAGCCAAUUAAUAUAUACAAACCACUCACCGUAACCUAUCUAUAUGAAAUACAAGUGGAGCCCUUGAAAACGGAGCAAGAACUGCCCAUUGUUAAGGUUCAUUUUGUCAUCAAAUAUGCUCACGAAGCGCAACCAAAAGUGUGGCGCAAUUUUGGUUGCGCUUUCGAUCUUGUGGAUUAUACGACACUUUUUAAAGUGCAGGCUCAAUUGGAACCGAACGAGCUAUGUCGUGUGCGUUCGGUGUGCAAUAUGAAUCUUAAGAUCACUAAAGUGCAAGAGAAUCCCUAUAAUGAUCUAAUGUACGAGGUGCUUAACGAUCAGAACUUAUGGGCGGUUUGUGGACGAUCAGCUGGCGUUGUCUCCAUGCAGGAUGUAGACAGUCAUUCAAUAUCACUGGAUGUAAUGCCUUUAAGUACUGGCUUUUUACCAAUGCCUAGCAUACGACUCUCCAAGUAUACAGCCGGUGGUAAAAACAAAAACGAUGCUCACUCCAAAGUGUACCCUUUUCCACCUGGUCAAGUCUACAAUUCGACCAAGAGCGUACAGAUACAUGUUAUAGCAAGCGUUAAUGUUGAACAAUAAAUAGGAAAUGUUUUAACCUAGUCAAGUAUUACUAAGAUACUUGUAAAGUUGCAAUUUUUGUAUGGGUAC
Scaptodrosophila lebanonensis is the source of this 3571-nucleotide messenger RNA. It is a transcript of the gene SIDL, whose product is annotated as trafficking protein particle complex subunit 10. The coding region runs from base 71 to 3502 and encodes 1143 amino acids. NCBI's taxonomy places the organism in Eukaryota, Metazoa, Arthropoda, Insecta, Diptera, Drosophilidae. Gene Ontology annotation, biological process: early endosome to Golgi transport; intra-Golgi vesicle-mediated transport. Gene Ontology annotation, cellular component: TRAPPII protein complex. Gene Ontology annotation, molecular function: protein binding. The transcript is spliced from 7 exons. The record is from RefSeq and is a predicted model, not a curated record.